AUGUCUAAAUCUGGAACUAUCUCUUUAAAAAAAUCUGCAGAAGAAGGUCGCAGAAUUUUUAAAAACAAAAUUGAUGGAGUAAGAAUUGUAUUCGAAAAAUGGCAAUCUGAAAAUAUUCGUGUAUUAUUUAUUAAAGAUAAUAAAAUCAUCGAUGUUCCGAAUGGUUAUAAAUUUCGAUAUUCUUAUGGUGACAAAUAUGAAGAUACAGAAAAAGGUGCUAAUGUUAAUGGGAUCCCUUGUUAUAUGCUUUCGAAUGAUCUUUAUAACUAUAAAAUAUUUUACAAUGAUGUAGUUAUUUUUAAUUUCUAUAAUAUGAUGCAAUUUUCUAUUUGGAAAGAUAAAACUAUUUUUGGUUAUAAUC
This is a messenger RNA of Racocetra fulgida, 361 nucleotides long. NCBI's taxonomy places the organism in Eukaryota, Fungi, Glomeromycota, Glomeromycetes, Diversisporales, Gigasporaceae. The record is from the annotation of a GenBank genome assembly.